UUGGAAGUAACUUCUUGCAAUUUGAGAAGUUAACAGGAGUCUUUUUGCCACGUAGUAUGAACUUCCUGAAGAAGUUUCGGAGCAUAGCGACAGUCAGCAAGUGCGCAUCGUUUUCUUUCUUUUUUUUUUUUUUUUUAAUAGCUUUUUUGUGAGAUUUUUGCUAGGUUACUUUGGGCUCACCAUGGAAACUGCGCAAUUGUAUUUUGUCUGAUUUUAAUGAACAUGACGAUAACUAGGAUAGGGUUUAAUUUGGUAACGGGCUUGGUGCUGAUCAUUUUGCUAACCGCAGUGGGAAUGGGAAUACGCGUUUGUAGCUAACAAAAGGAGAAAAAAUCCUUAAUCUUAAUAGUCAACUAUUGUCUAUGGCCUGUCUUCAAUAUGAUGGAUAACAUUGGGCCGUGGCCACCUCCCAGCUUCAAAUAAAAUAUGCAUUUAAAAUAUUCUUCACGAAAAAACAAACAAAAAGAAAGAUGGGUAACUCUGUGCUGGCUCUUUCCUCUGUGGUGUCUACGCUGGGCGGCUUGGUGUUUGGAUAUGAGCUUGCUAUCAUCUCCGGGGCUCUCCUUCAGCUGCAAUCCCAGUUUCACCUGAGCUGUUUCCAACAGGAAGCUGUCGUGAGCGCUCUCCUGAUUGGAGCCCUCUUGGCCUCUGUGAUUGGUGGAUUUCUGAUAGACCGUCAUGGCCGGAGGAACUCCAUCCUGUUCAGUAACCUGCUGGUCCUGGGCGGGAGUUUGCUGCUCACCGUCAGUGGGUCUGUCUUUGUGCUGGUGGUGGGCCGAAUCACCGUGGGCUUCGCCAUGUCUAUAUCCUCCAUGUCCUGCUGUAUUUUUGUGUCCGAGAUGGUCAGCCCCAAGCGGAGGGGGUUACUGGUGACUCUGUACGAAGCUGGGAUCACCAUGGGCAUCUUGACGGCAUAUGCUAUGAACUACCUCUUAUCCAAGGUCGGAGAAGGAUGGAAAUACAUGUUUGGAUUGGCUAUCGCUCCGGCUUUGGUUCAGUUAAUUUCAAUUUUGUUUCUCCCGUCCAGUUCUGUCACCAAUGUGAAAAAAGCAUGUGAGGUGCAAGGUCAAACUGGGUUGAUUCAGCUGACCGGUGUGGCGGAGGAGGAUGAUGUGGUCAAGUGCCAGAGAGAUGACCAACGGUAUAGCAUCUGGGCCCUUUUCCAAAGCAAGGACAACAUGAGAACCAGGACGGUCAUCGGCCUCGGCCUGGUGCUUUUCCAGCAGUUCACGGGCCAGCCGAACGUGCUCUUCUACGCCUCCACCAUCUUCCAGUCCGCGGGCUUCGAAGGGGACACGUCCGCAGUUCUGGCCUCAGUGGGCUUGGGGGUCGUGAAGGUCAUCGCGACCUUGAUCUCCAUGAUUUCCGCCGACAGGGUGGGCAGGCGGAGACUGCUGAUCUUUGGUUGCGUUGUCAUGACGACAUCUCUGUUUGUCAUUGGUCUGCUCGGCAAGCACUCCCUGCUCCAUUCCAGGAGACCCUGUAGCGCCAACGCUUCCAUUUCAAAUGGCACACCCCUGGCGCAAAAUGAAAUGGGAGAAAAACUAAUACCUCUGAAUGUUUCUGCCGGUCAGAGCCCUGGCCAUUCCAAUGAAAGUGCAGUUUCUGGGUCCUCUGGCAUCUUGGCUAACCGGGCACCUUCGUCUCCUAAGGCUGCAGGCCGUGACCUUGUAAACUGGAUAAUGCUGAUCAGUAUGAUGGCAUACGUUAGUGCAUAUUCAGUUGGAUUCGGACCAAUGACCUGGCUUGUCCUGAGUGAAAUAUUCCCCGCUGGUCUGAGAGGAAGAGCAUUUGCAUUUACCAACUGCUUCAACUGGGCAGCUAAUGUGCUUGUCACUUUCACCUUCUUAAAUCUUAUUGAUGCACUCGGCCUGCCUUGGACCUUCAUGCUGUAUGGAAUUAAUGGAGUGGCAGCUGUUGUCUUUAUCUACUUCAUGUUGCCAGAAACGAAAGGAAAAUCCCUUGAGGAGAUAGAUAGGGAUCUCUCCAUGAAAAGGUUUCAGAGUAGAAGUUUAUGGUGUGUUACUCUGAGCUGCAGGAAAAACGGCUCGACUGGGUACCAGAGGGUAUAUACAUCAACUUAAAGAUCCAGUAACCUACUGCCUCAGAACAAAACUACUGCAAGUGUUGUCAGCCAACUCAAAAUUCAACUAACAAUAUGA
Molecule: messenger RNA, 2162 nt
Organism: Anguilla rostrata (American eel)
Lineage: Eukaryota; Metazoa; Chordata; Actinopteri; Anguilliformes; Anguillidae
Gene: slc2a10
Product: solute carrier family 2 member 10
Exons: 6
Coding region: 471-2084 (537 amino acids)
Biological process (GO): D-glucose transmembrane transport; circulatory system development
Cellular component (GO): membrane
Molecular function (GO): D-glucose transmembrane transporter activity; symporter activity
Source: RefSeq, a predicted model, not a curated record